Molecule: messenger RNA, 707 nt
Organism: Sinocyclocheilus grahami
Lineage: Eukaryota; Metazoa; Chordata; Actinopteri; Cypriniformes; Cyprinidae
Product: C-1-tetrahydrofolate synthase, cytoplasmic-like
Exons: 7
Coding region: 132-707 (191 amino acids)
Molecular function (GO): ATP binding; formate-tetrahydrofolate ligase activity
Source: RefSeq, a predicted model, not a curated record
UUGUUCAUGGUGGACCUUUUGCAAACAUUGCACAUGGAAACUCAUCAAUCUUGGCUGAUAAAAUUGCUCUGAAACUAGUUGGACCUCAGGGACUUGUGGUCACCGAAGCAGGUUUUGGAGCAGAUAUUGGGAUGGAGAAAUUUUUCAAUAUCAAAUGUCGCUACUCUGGUCUCAAGCCUCAUGUUGUGGUCUUGGUUGCCACAGUUCGAGCACUUAAGAUGCAUGGAGGUGGUCCAACGGUCACCGCAGGCACGCCUCUGCCAAAAGAAUAUAUUGAAGAGAAUCUGGCACUGCUGGAAGCCGGCUGCAGUAACAUGAGGAAGCAAGUGGAGAACGCUCAGCUUUUUGGGGUUCCAGUAGUUGUGGCUGUCAAUGCUUUCAAUAUAGACACAAAGGCUGAACUGGAUCUGAUCUGUAAACUAGCCAAAGCAGCAGGAGCUUUUGAUGCUGUGCAUUGCUCUCACUGGGCUGCUGGUGGCACUGGUGCUGUAGAUCUGGCUAGAGCAGUGCAAAAAGCUGCAGACUUACCCAGCAGCUUCAAAUUUCUUUAUGACAUUGAGUUACCUAUUGUAGACAAGAUCAGAAUCAUUGCGCAGAAGAUCUAUGGUGCAGAUGACAUUGAACUUCUUCCAGAAGCCCAACACAAGGUGGACCUGUACAGCAAACAGGAAAACCACUUUUGGAGCAUUCUUGUGGCUCAGUGGUAG